Messenger RNA from [Candida] anglica, 672 nucleotides. NCBI's taxonomy places the organism in Eukaryota, Fungi, Ascomycota, Pichiomycetes, Serinales, Debaryomycetaceae. The record is from the annotation of a GenBank genome assembly.
AUGACACCACCGCUUAGAAUCAUCAUCUUAGGUGCACCUGGAUCUGGAAAGGGUACCCAAACUAGUCGACUUCUUAAGAAAAUUCCGACUAUUAAGGCACUCUCCUCUGGAGAUAUUCUUCGUUCUCAAAUCCAAUUGGGAACUCAUAUUGGCAAAGAGGCUUCUUCAUAUAUUAAAAAUGGUAAGUUAGUACCUGAUUCUACUAUGGUCAGCUUGAUUACUCAAGAACUUAAAUCCCAUAAUUGGCUUCAUAAUGAUGCUUCAUGGUUAUUGGACGGGUUCCCUCGGACCGGGAUUCAAGCUGAAUCUCUUGAUAAAGUUCUUAAUAAUUCAAAUUGUGGUAUCAACUUGGCAUUGGAACUUGAUGUAGAUCAAAAAGUGAUUCUUGAAAGAAUAGAAGCUCGUUGGGUCCAUGUACCUAGUGGGCGUGUAUAUAACAUUGACUACAAUCCUCCAAAAGUGCCAUUUCGGGAUGAUAUCACGGGUGAACCACUCAGUAAAAGAGAUGAUGAUACUGCUGAAGUGUUCCAAAAGAGACUUGAUCAAUAUAAUAAAGAAUUGGGUCCACUUAAGGAUUUUUAUUCGAAAAAGGGAGUCCUUCAUACUAUUUCAGGAAAUACAUCCGAUAUUAUUUUCCCUAAAUUAAUGGAUGUUAUUGGGAAACAAAUUUGA